UCUCCCGGGCAACGCGUGGGUGGGGCGGGUGCGGCGCCACUUCCCGGAAGUCUGCUCGGGCUCCGCGAGGCGCCUGACCUGAGCGCCGGCCGGGCGGUGGGGGCGCUGCUCCCCGCGUCCCGGCCUCCCGCGCGCAGCCCUGCCCUCGCUAAAAUGGACCUACGCUCCCGCUUUGGCCAGACCUUGAGUCCGGGAGCCCCUCUGCGGGCCGGGCUAACGGCCCCUCGGGCCCGCACGCCCCACCUGGGCCUGCGAGGGCGGGCUACGACCCCUAACCCGACGCCACGUGCACCGGCCCGGCGGCGCGACGCCCGCUGACCUCCGCGGGUGUCGGGAGCCCCAGCAGUGCUUGUUCGCCCGGUCCGCAGAGCCAGGCUGCCGCUCCCAGUGUAUACCGGCUCUCGCUACAGACCGCCCGGACUCAGCCUGCUCUGCCCACCCCUGGGCUGCGCUUCCAGACGGGGCACUCCUGCCCACCCGCCACGCCCUGCCUGCCGCUGCUGGGCGCGUUCUCGUCCCUCAGCUUGACCCUGCAAGCCUGUGAUGAACCCCCUUGCCCACCUCUCCGCCAUCAUCUCAUGAGCUCCUAUGGCACCAUGUUUGCAAUUUCCUGGAAGCUCCCUGAUAACUUUGCUUCCUCUUGCUCUCAGUUCCUAUCAGCAGUCUGCCCUUGUGACCCCUCCCAACGAUGUUUGGCCUGGCCCACCCUCUCUCAGGGUCCUGUCUGUCCUGGCCUCUGCCCCCAGGGCUCGACUUGAUGUCUGCCUUUCCCUGGCCAGCAACCAUUUCCUGACAUUUGACCUCUCCUCUUCUCUAGGUCCCUCUUGGUAGGUCCAAGAAGGCAUCCGGCCCACAAGAAUGUCAUCCCCUUUGGAUACCCCCCCACACCUGUCCCCCAGGGACCCCGGAACCACUCGUGAGGAGCCAGAGUCUGCCCGUCUGCGCUUCCGGGGAUUCUGCUACCAGGAGGCAGCUGGGCCCAGAGAGGCCUUGGCCCAGCUCCGAGAACUGUGUCGCCAGUGGCUGCGGCCAGAGGCACACUCCAAGGAGCAGAUGCUGGAGCUGCUGGUGCUGGAGCAGUUCCUGGUCACUCUGCCUCCAGAGAUCCAGGCCUGGGUUCGAGGUCAGCAGCCUAGCAGCCCAGAAGAGGCCGCAGCCCUGGUUGAGGGGCUACAGCAUGACCCUGGGCAGCUGCUGGACUGGAUCACAGCCCACAUCUUGAAGCAGAAGGAGCUCCCUGCAGCCCAGAAGGAAGAGUCCUUGGGGAACCCUCAUUCCUCAGGGAUAAUGGAGCCACCUGGGUCAGCCCUUGGAGAGGGUCCUCAGGACUCUGGGAUGGAGGAACCUGGCCAGCUCAGUUGCAGUGUGAAGGAGGAGCCCGAUGCUGAUGUGCAGGAGAUGGCACCCCCCAGCUCCAUGUCGCUAGCCCAGUCUCCUGAGGAGCACCUUAGACACCAAGAACCGGCCUCCAUACCCUCCAACCCACCCAGCAUUCAGGAGCAGUGGGGGCUCCUGGAUCCCUCGCAGAAGGAGCUGUACUGGAACGCCAUGCUGGAGAAGUACGGCACUGUGGUCUCCCUGGGUGAGGACGGUCUGCCCCCGGAGGUUGGGCUCCUACCGCGCCAGCUUGCCCCCUGUCCAGCCGCUCUCCCUCCUUCCUUCCGGAGGGGCUCCUUGUCACCGCGCACGCACCGGGGCGGGCCCAGCGCGCGGCCGCCCUCGCCGGCCAGGGCCGCGGAGGAGCAGGGGCCUCGGGAGCAGGCCGCCCUGCGCUCCCCGCGGCGCGGGCCGGGCCCCCGGAGCUACGAGUGCGAGGAGUGCGGGCGCGGCUUCAGCUGGAAGUCGCAGCUGGUCAUCCACCGCAAGAGCCACACGGGUCAGCGGCGCCAUUGCUGCAGGGACUGCGGCCGCGGCUUCGACUGGAAGUCCCAACUGGUCAUCCACCGCAAGAGCCACCGGCCUGAGGCCCCCUGAACCUCGAGAAUGCAGCGGGAGAACUCAGCCGCAGCGCCGGGGCCUGGCAGUCUGAUGGACCUUGGUGCGGGACCCUGUGUGCAGCUCCAGCCCAGGCCUGGCCGCCCCCAGAAGGCUAGCGGAGAUGCAGGAAAGCAGCACCCCCUCCGCUGUCUUCUGGAGCGACUGGGGGGUUCCAGCCCACAGCUGACUGGUGACUGCCCAGUUCUGGCUCCCACUAUGACGGGGACAGGCCAUGACACUGUUUCUGGGCCCUCGCCCAGGUGGGUAUCCUAAAUCUGCCUUCUUCCUCCCUUCAGUGUCCAACCUGAGUGAGGUCUUGCUGGGAAGUCCCCAGAAACCCAGGAAAGCAUGGCUGGCUUGUUUGUCAUGUGACCCUUGGGCCUCCAUGUGUAUUUUAGAUUUUCAAUAUGAAUUAUUUUAUAAUGGGAAA
Molecule: messenger RNA, 2407 nt
Organism: Tupaia belangeri chinensis (Chinese tree shrew)
Lineage: Eukaryota; Metazoa; Chordata; Mammalia; Scandentia; Tupaiidae
Gene: ZNF446
Product: zinc finger protein 446
Exons: 5
Coding region: 859-1974 (371 amino acids)
Biological process (GO): regulation of DNA-templated transcription
Source: RefSeq, a predicted model, not a curated record